ACCAAACCAAGACCAAAUCCCACCCUCCCCUGCCAAUCAGCUCCGCCCGUCCGUACAUCGCACCCACCCACCCAUCCCCAUGGGCGCCGCCGACGAGCACCCUCAGCAUCAGCCGUCGCCGGCGCCGGAGGGGGAGGCGAAGAGGACGCUGGUGUUCACGUACGGCACGCUGAAGCGGGGCUUCUCCAACCACGGCCUGCUGCAGGACCUGGCGCGCGCGGGGGACGCGGCCUUCGUGGCCGCCGCCGCGACGGCCGAACCCCUCCCGCUCGUCUGCGGGCCCUACCGCGUCCCCUUCCUCCUCAACCUGCCCGGCGAGCACGGCUGCCAGCGCGUCCGCGGGGAGCUCUACUCCGUCACGCCGCACGGCCUCGCCCGGCUGGACGAGCUGGAGGGCGUCUCGCGGGCCCACUACGAGCGCCUCCCCGUCUCCGUCGUUGUCGAUGGGGGGGAAGGCGCAGCGGAAGAGGUGGUGGCGUACUACGCGCACCGCGGGUACGCGGCGGAGAUGUGGGCGCGGAGCGGGCGGAGGGGCCACGCCGAGUACUCGCCGGCGGUGGCCGCCGGGUACGUCCGCCGCGUGGACCGGCCGCAGCACCUCACCUUCCUCGACCAGAUCCGCGUCUUCGUCUCCUCCCAGUCCUAGCGCAAGAUUUGGUCCUCGCUCGUCCUCUGCUUCAUACUGGAUCCUCGCUCUCUGUUUCGCUAGCUCCUAGCCGGCCGCAUCGCCGCCGACGAGGACCGUACGGCCCAGUUGUUCGUCUGUUCCAGCCUCCAGGUUGGGUCUCGUGCCUUCUGCGCUUAUCUCAUUGCUGGAAGAUGCGUGCCGUGCAAGAUUGAUACAUGGAUACACGAAGUAAUUGUUGGUACUUUCA
Molecule: messenger RNA, 875 nt
Organism: Triticum urartu
Lineage: Eukaryota; Viridiplantae; Streptophyta; Magnoliopsida; Poales; Poaceae
Product: putative gamma-glutamylcyclotransferase At3g02910
Cellular component (GO): cytosol
Molecular function (GO): gamma-glutamylaminecyclotransferase activity
Source: RefSeq, a predicted model, not a curated record